AUGUCUCCAUACUCCCCGACACAGAGUCUGUCACAUCACAUCCUCCCCACAUGUCUCCAUACUCCCCGACACAGAGUCUGUCACAUCACAUCCUCCCUACAUGUCUCCAUACUCCCCGACACAGAGCCUGUCACAUCACAUCCUCCCUACAUGUCUCCAUACUCCCCGACACAGAAUCUGUCACAUCACAUCCUCCCUACAUGUCUCCAUACUCCCCGACACAGAGCCUGUCACAUCACAUCCUCCCUACAUGUCUCCAUACUCCCCGACACAGAGUCUGUCACAUCACAUCCCCCCUACAUGUCUCCAUACUCCCCGACACAGAGCCUGUCACAUCACAUCCUCCCUACAUGUCUCCAUACUCCCCGACACAGAGUCUGUCACAUCACAUCCUGCCUACAUGUCUCCAUACUCCCCGACACAGAGUCUGUCACAUCACAUCCUCCCUACAUGUCUCCAUACUCCCCGACACAGAGUCUGUCACAUCACAUCCUCCCUACAUGUCUCCAUACUCCCCGACACAGAGUCUGUCACAUCACAUCCUCCCUACAUGUCUCCAUACUCCCCGCCACAGAGUCUGUCACAUCACAUCCCCCCUACAUGUCUCCAUACUCCCCGACACAGAGUCUGUCACAUCACAUCCUCCCUACAUGUCUCCAUACUCCCCGACACAGAGUCUGUCACAUCACAUCCUCCCUACAUGUCUCCAUACUCCCCGCCACAGAGUCUGUCACAUCACAUCCUCCCCACAUGUCUCAAUACUCCCCGCCACAGAACCUGUCACAUCACAUCCUCCUAACAUGUCUCCAUACUCCCCGACACAGAGUCUGUCACAUCACAUCCUCCCCACAUGUCUCCAUACUCCCCGACACAGAGUCUGUCACAUCACAUCCUCCCUACAUGUCUCCAUACUCCCCGACACAGAGUCUGUCACAUCACAUCCUCCCCACAUGUCUCCAUACUCCCCGACACAGAGUCUGUCACAUCACAUCCUCCCUACAUGUCUCCAUACUCCCCGACACAGAGCCUGUCACAUCACAUCCUCCCUACAUGUCUCCAUACUCCCCGACACAGAAUCUGUCACAUCACAUCCCCCCUACAUGUCUCCAUACUCCCCGACACAGAGCCUGUCACAUCACAUCCUCCCUACAUGUCUCCAUACUCCCUGACACAGAGUCUGUCACAUCACAUCCUGCCUACAUGUCUCCAUACUCCCCGACACAGAGUCUGUCACAUCACAUCCUCCCUACAUGUCUCCAUACUCCCCGCCACAGAGUCUGUCACAUCACAUCCUCCCUACAUGUCUCCAUACUCCCCGACACAGAGUCUGUCACAUCACAUCCUCCCUACAUGUCUCCAUACUCCCCGCCACAGAGUCUGUCACAUCACAUCCUCCCUACAUGUCUCCAUACUCCCCGACACAGAGUCUGUCACAUCACAUCCUGCCUACAUGUCUCCAUACUCCCCGACACAGAGUCUGUCACAUCACAUCCCCCCUACAUGUCUCCAUACUCCCCGCCACAGAGUCUGUCACAUCACAUCCUCCCUACAUGUCUCCAUACUCCCCGACACAGAGUCUGUCACAUCACAUCCUCCCUACAUGUCUCCAUACUCCCCGACACAGAGCCUGUCACAUCACAUCCUCCCUACAUGUCUCCAUACUCCCCGCCACAGAGCCUGUCACAUCACAUCCUCCCUACAUGUCUCCAUACUCCCCGACACAGAGUCUGUCACAUCACAUCCUCCCCACAUGUCUCCAUACUCCCCGACACAGAGUCUGUCACAUCACAUCCUCCCUACAUGUCUCCAUACUCCCCGACACAGAGCCUGUCACAUCACAUCCUCCCUACAUGUCUCCAUACUCCCCGACACAGAAUCUGUCACAUCACAUCCCCCCUACAUGUCUCCAUACUCCCCGACACAGAGCCUGUCACAUCACAUCCUCCCUACAUGUCUCCAUACUCCCCGACACAGAGUCUGUCACAUCACAUCCCCCCUACAUGUCUCCAUACUCCCCGACACAGAGCCUGUCACAUCACAUCCUCCCUACAUGUCUCCAUACUCCCCGACACAGAGUCUGUCACAUCACAUCCUGCCUACAUGUCUCCAUACUCCCCGACACAGAGUCUGUCACAUCACAUCCUCCCUACAUGUCUCCAUACUCCCCGACACAGAGUCUGUCACAUCACAUCCUCCCUACAUGUCUCCAUACUCCCCGACACAGAGUCUGUCACAUCACAUCCUCCCUACAUGUCUCCAUACUCCCCGCCACAGAGUCUGUCACAUCACAUCCCCCCUACAUGUCUCCAUACUCCCCGACACAGAGUCUGUCACAUCACAUCCUCCCUACAUGUCUCCAUACUCCCCGCCACAGAGUCUGUCACAUCACAUCCUCCCCACAUGUCUCAAUACUCCCCGCCACAGAACCUGUCACAUCACAUCCUCCUAACAUGUCUCCAUACUCCCCGACACAGAGUCUGUCACAUCACAUCCUCCCCACAUGUCUCCAUACUCCCCGACACAGAGUCUGUCACAUCACAUCCUCCCUACAUGUCUCCAUACUCCCCGACACAGAGUCUGUCACAUCACAUCCUCCCCACAUGUCUCCAUACUCCCCGACACAGAGUCUGUCACAUCACAUCCUCCCUACAUGUCUCCAUACUCCCCGACAAAGAGCCUGUCACAUCACAUCCUCCCUACAUGUCUCCAUACUCCCCGACACAGAAUCUGUCACAUCACAUCCCCCCUACAUGUCUCCAUACUCCCCGACACAGAGCCUGUCACAUCACAUCCUCCCUACAUGUCUCCAUACUCCCUGACACAGAGUCUGUCACAUCACAUCCUGCCUACAUGUCUCCAUACUCCCCGACACAGAGUCUGUCACAUCACAUCCUCCCUACAUGUCUCCAUACUCCCCGCCACAGAGUCUGUCACAUCACAUCCUCCCUACAUGUCUCCAUACUCCCCGACACAGAGUCUGUCACAUCACAUCCUCCCUACAUGUCUCCAUACUCCCCGACACAGAGUCUGUCACAUCACAUCCCCCCUACAUGUCUCCAUACUCCCCGACACAGAGUCUGUCACAUCACAUCCUCCCUACAUGUCUCCAUACUCCCCGACACAGAGUCUGUCACAUCACAUCCUCCCUACAUGUCUCCAUACUCCCCGACACAGAGUCUGUCACAUCACAUCCUCCCCACAUGUCUCCAUACUCCCCGCCACAGAACCUGUCACAUCACAUCCUCCUAA
Haliotis rufescens (red abalone) is the source of this 3249-nucleotide messenger RNA. Its product is annotated as mucin-3A-like. The transcript has a single exon. Bases 1 to 3249 code for a protein of 1082 amino acids. Lineage: Eukaryota; Metazoa; Mollusca; Gastropoda; Lepetellida; Haliotidae. The record is from RefSeq and is a predicted model, not a curated record.